GUUUGUAUCCAUGUUUUGCUAGGACUCACAAGACUAGCUUAAAUCGGUAAAAAGCUCGUGACAAGGCCUAUGGAAGGAAACUGAGGCUUAAACUGUAAAAAAAUGUCACCGUUGACGAGAAAUUGACACACUGAGGAUAUAGGCAUACAGCUGCAACUGUUAAAGAUCAGUGUAAAUUUCUUCUGUCUGCUCGUAUACGGAAUCUCAACGAGGGAUAAACACAAUCAUGGCAGUGGAAAGUGGAUCUGAAAAGUGGAAAUGGUUCUGCGGUAAAAAUUCAUCGGAUCUCGUGUUUUUUGAUGAUUUUGAAUGGAAAAAGAAUUUCACGUACGGAAACGCGUGCUUUAUGAGCGCUGUCUACACGAUCCCCCAUGCACUCUUCAUUGUCGUGUUCAUUUUAGUUCUGGCGUGCCUUUUCAUCUUCUCGCCCCGAAACCUACCCCCCUCAAAAUAUCUAAUCCGUUUUCCAGGUCAUGUGGUGCGGUGGUUAGUAUCCAGCCUAUUAUUGGUGGUUCUAUUUGCUUCUAUCGGGGAGGGGAUUUUAACCGAUCAGACGUUUGAAGGCGCGCCUACUCAACCCCAUUUAUAUCUGACAGGGUGUUGUUCUGUUGUUACUGUUAUACUAUCUCUUAUGGUUUAUCAAAUGAUGGAAAUACGUAACGCAAUAUACAUUUCACUAGUUCUUAGUCUUUAUUGGAUCCUGGCGAUCGGAGUCGAAGCCUUUCGCUUGGUCGGCCUGGAUUACAUGAAAUUAGCUUCGAUUGAAACGAUUCGUUUUAAUAUCUGUCUGUUGUCUUUGGCUGGAUUUACGAUCAUCUUGCUGGUUGAAUUAUAUGUGUUUCAAGGCAAGAUUUAUCGUGUAUGCUGUGUUCCGUAUGGCGGUAUUCUCUCGCCUUCAGAGUUUCCCGUUGACGAUAUGCUUUACAAAGACCAAUAUUCGAAUGCCGUCUCCCAGAUUAGUUUUUGGUGGCUGAACUGGUUGCUGAGACUUGGCUAUAAGCGCCCUCUAGAGAUUUCUGAUUUGGGAUCAAUACCUGACGAUUUUGAAAGCCGAAAUAAUUUGAACAAAUUUAAAGAGGCAUUUGAGAAAGAAAAGAAAAGAGCAGAGAGUAAAAACGUCAUGCCGUCUCUUUGGCGAGUAUUCGCUGUUGUCUACGGAAGAGGUCUUUUAACUUCUGGUAUUUUCAAUUUAAUUGGUAACCUCCUUAGUUUCGUUGGACCACUGGUUGUUGGAGCAAUUGUUACUUAUGUAACGAAAAUCGUAUACUUUCCAGAUUCAGAAGUUAAGGUUAGUCAUUACGUCACAACUAAGGAAUACUUUGACAAUGGUUUCAUACUAGUUGGUGUGAUGUUCUUUGCUGGAAUAGGCAAAUUUGUUUGCAUACAGUCAGCUUUCCAUCUGGCGAUUUUAGAGUCGCUGAAAGUACGAGUGGCGAUUCAGGCCGUCGUUUAUGAGAAAUCUUUGGCGCUGUCAACUUUUGCGAUUACAGGCGGCGCUAUGACAAUGGGACAGAUAACCAACCACAUGUCAACCGACGCCAUGUCGCUCGUUUACAUAUUUCAACUCGGGAACCAACUUUGGUCAAUUCCAGUGAUUAUUGCCGUAACGCUGGCCUUGCUGUAUCAGGAGAUGGGCGUAUCUGCUUUGAUUGGAGCUAGUGUUUUCUUAGUGACGUUUCCUAUUCAAAUUAAAAUCGGAGCACUGAUGUCGAAAAUCCAAAAAGAAACCAUGGUAUUUUCCGAUGAACGACUUAAACUAUCGAAUGAAUUGUUGCAAGGAAUCAAAUUACUAAAAGUGUAUGGCUGGGAGAAAGUAUACGCUGACAUGAUUGAAGGUGUUCGAGCAAAUGAAUUCAAAUGUAUGAAGCGCAUGGGCGUGUGUACUGUGUUCCAAUAUUUCUUCGUAAUGUCUUCUCCAGUAAUGGUAACCUUACUCUCUUUUUCGCUGUAUAGUAAACUUGAAGGCGUUGAUUUGAAACCGGACAUUGCGUUUUCUUCACUUGCGCUCUUCCAACAAUUGACCGUCCCAUUGUUCCUUCUGCCGAUGACACUUGCGUUCCUGGUUAACGCAAUUGUUAGCACAAAUCGUUUACGGAAUUUUUUGAUUGCACCAGAAAUUGAAAAACUCGAUAAUGGUCGGCAACAGAGACAGCAAAAGAAUGGUGUAAACCAUCACAUGCAUGAUGAUAAGAUUCCAAACGUAGACUUCAAAUUUCCGGGCAAUAGAGCAAAAUCAUCAGUGAAGAAGAACUCUGGGAAUUCUGAGCAUUUGGCAUUUCAGAAUUACGACGAUAAAUCAAAACUUACUUCUUCGGGGAAACACGUCACAUCAUAUGGAAGUAUGUCAACAUCACUAUCAGCUACUCCGAACGAUGUACCUGAUGACGUCACAUUCACAAUAAGAAAUGGAGAUUUUUGUUGGGAUCUGGAUUCAAAUAUUCCAUGUAUUUCGGACAUCAAUGUCGAUAUUCCUGCAGGUAGACUAACUAUAAUUGUUGGCCAGGUUGGUUCAGGUAAAUCAUCUUUGAUAGCGGCUGCACUUGGAGAAAUGAGGACGAAAUCAGGAGAAGUACAGUGGAAUAGGAAUAAGAACUCUGUGGCGUAUGGCUCUCAGAAGGCUUGGUUGGUUAAUGCGUCACUAAGGGACAACAUCCUGUUUGGAUCAGAAUAUGAGUACCAACGGUAUGAACGGACUAUAGAAGCGUGCGCCCUCAAACCAGACAUCGAGAUCUUACCAGGCGGUGAUCAGACUGAGAUUGGUGAGAAAGGGAUCAACCUUAGCGGAGGUCAGAAGCAGAGGGUCAGCAUAGCGAGGACUGUGUAUUCCGAUGCAGACGUCAUAAUUUUGGAUGAUCCUCUGUCUGCAUUGGAUGUUCACGUCGGAAGUCAGGUUUUCAACGAAGGAAUUAUGGGAUUGUUAAUAGAAAAAGGUAAAACUGUGGUCCUCGUCACCCAUCAAAUACAAUAUGUGGAAUUUGCACAUCAGAUUAUUGUUAUGGACGACGGGAAAGUACUCACCCAGGGAACGUUAGAUGAGAUUAGAUCAGAUGAUCCGGAGUUGUACCGAUCCUGGCAGAAAUCUAUGGCGCAGAAGGAAUCGGAGAGUGAGAUGAGUGAAAUAGAAAGCGCAGAUGAAGAAAGGAUGAAGUUAAAGAAGCAAAUAUCCAUCAGAGAAUCAGCCGAAGUUCGGGACCAGAUAUCUAAAAAAAAUUCCGAAACUGGGAAACUUAUCGAGGAAGAGGAGAUUGUCAGGGGCUCAGUCUCUUACAAGAUGUACUUUUACUACAUCAACGCUAUGGGCAAGCUGCUUGCUGUGUUAGUUCUCGUCAGCUGUAUAUCUGUGACAGGUAUGAUGGUCGGCACUAAUUUCUGGUUGUCUGAAUGGUCGGAGGCCGGUAUUGCUGUCUCAAAUGACACAAGGACGACUAAAGACUAUAUUCUAGGUUAUACUGGCCUAUCGAUCUCAAGUAUUGUAUUGUCCAUGGUGUCGUCUGUAAGUCUGGUGUUUGUGUGCCUCUACGCGGCUCAGAAAUUGUUUUUAAAUCUACUGCGAAAUGUUAUCAACGUGCCAGUCAGGUUUUUUGAUGUUACACCUGUUGGACGCAUCCUCAAUCGAUUUUCGAACGACACACAAGUCAUUGAUGUGCGAUUGAAUCAGCUGAUAAACGGACUUAUACGAAGCACAGUGAGCUGUGUUGCUGCCCUCAUCGUCAACACAAUCGUUGUACCAGUGUUUAUCGCCAUUGUUUUUCCGGUUAUGAUCAUCUAUUACAUUGUUCAAAAAUUUUUCAUUGCCACCUCAAGAGAAUUACAGAGGCUUGACAGUAUUACAAAGUCGCCAGUAUUUGCAUAUUUCUCUGAAACUCUCGGCGGCUUGAUUACCAUUAGAGCGUACAAAUCUGGGAGCCGAUUCCAAGAAUACAUCAUGGAAAAGAUAAAUUUAAAUAGUUUAGCUUACCUUUACCUUCAGACCUGCAACAGGUGGCUGGCAGUGAGACUGGACUUUAUCGGGACUUUUAUUGUACUAAUUGCCGGAUUGACAACGGUUAUCAGCGCUGUUCUCGGCAACACUGAUCCUAGUUCUGUUGGCCUAGCCAUCACUUACGCGUUACAGGUUUCUGGAUAUUUAAACUGGGUCAUAAGAAACAUGGCAGACACGGAGAUGUCCAUGAAUGCUGUAGAACGCGUUAGUCACUAUACUAACCUCGAAAGUGAACCGUAUGAAGGAUCCCGUGUACCACCGUUGUCAUGGCCUGAUAAGGGUGAUAUUGACUUCCGGGACAUUUCUGUACGAUACGCAAGAGACCUUGAUCCUGUUCUUAAGUCUAUUAGUCUUCAUUUCAAACCUGGAGAGAAAGUUGGUAUUUGUGGUCGAACUGGAAGUGGCAAAUCGUCUUUGACAUUAACUCUGUUUCGUGUGAUUGACACAUUCAAAGGUUGCAUUGUAAUUGAUGAUUUUGAUAUUGCGCAUGUUCCGUUAAGAAUUUUGCGUCAACGACUUUCCAUAAUUCCACAAGAUCCUGUCCUUUUCACUGGAACUAUCAGGUACAACCUCGACCCGCAGCAUUUGAGGACAGACCAGGAAUUGUGGGAAGCGAUCGAAAUAGCUCAAUUAAAAGAUGUCGUCAGUGGCCUGGAGGGCUCAUUAGACUACCAAGUGUCAGAAGGAGGGGAGAAUUUCAGCGUAGGUCAGCGCCAACUAUUCUGCUUGGCCAGAGCUUUCUUGAGGAAGUCACAGAUUCUAAUCAUGGAUGAAGCAACGGCUUCGAUUGAUAUGCAAACAGACCAAAUUCUACAGAAAGUGGUGGCAAGUGCUUUUAAGGAUAAAACAGUUCUGACAAUCGCGCAUCGUGUCUCCACCAUCAUCGAUUAUGAUACCAUACUUGUACUCGGUGAUGGAGAAGUCAAAGAACUUGAUUCACCAAAAAAUCUACUAGCACGUGACGACAGCAUCUUCAGCUCAUUGGUCAAAUCGAAUAAAUAAGAUAGACAACAAAUAAAGAAACCUCGCUUGAUUUUCAGUUUUGAGAGUAAUUGUUAUUGUCGUGAUGGAAUAGACAAUAACUGGAUUUGCGUCAGGAGAAUCAAGUAUAGGUGUAAUUUUGCCGUACCUGACGUGGAAAUGUACUGAAUUGAGAAAAAAAGUUGUUCUCGGGUGGGACUCGAAUUUGGAGAUCGUGGAUUUUUUCGCAACAGUUUUCACACGUACUGACUAUUCAGUACCGUACAUUUCCACGUCAGGUACGGCAAAAUUACAAGUAUUUUCAUUCUUGUUACCGAUUACGGAACCAUUAUUAUUCACGGACCUUAAUUGCCGCGAUUUUGUUAAAUGAAGUAUUCAAUCAUUACCUUUUUAUUUUCGCGAAUUGUUUUAAAAUGAAUUACGCAACGGCAACUCACUCGUCAACUUUCAAAAUCCGUAAUCAACAAUGUAUUUGUUUUUUUAGGAGACUAGUAGCUGAUUGAUAGAGGCGGUUGAGUAUAUUAUAGCGUGAUGAGAAAAGUAAUUUCAUACCUUAAUUACUUUCAGUUUUAUUGAUUGUUCAAGUUGCACGCAAGUGAACCAUUUUCGGCAUGUAAUCAAAAUUGUGUAGAACUGAAGAUAAAUGUUGCUAGUCGAAGCUGAUAGGCCUACUGUUUCUUUCGGGUCAACAAAAUGAGGUUAGAGUAUACACUUACACCUCUACAGACUGGCUAAUCCCGGUGGACGAGGAUCCCAAGUGAUGAAAUACAUAUACAUUUUCCAAUUGCUUUAACAAUUAAUUUAUAUAUAUUUAAGAAGUUUUCUCAUUUUUAGACGACCCUGGAGGAUAAUCUUAUGCGUAUUGCCAUUUUAUGUCUCACAAAUGCACUUUAAACUCCAAUUAUGAGUAUUGCAAUUGGUUGUAAAUUCGGCAAUUUGUUAAAGACAUAUUUCAAAAACAUAAGUUAUAUUUCGCAUUCGUGUUUAAAAGAAUGAAAUAGAAUUACAGCCAUAGUUAUAAAUACUCCAUUUUAAUUCAUAAAACCAUAACUGCUUGUUGUAAUAAAACUCAAAAUUACCAGCAGGCCUACAGAUAAAUAAGCAUAUAAUAAGUUUGCAUGUAGGCCUAUAUGCUUUUGCCAGAUCGUCCCCAAACCCGUUACAAUAUAAAUUUAGAAAAUUGAAUUAGAAGCAAUGACAGAACAUUUCAAGUGAAAAAUAUGCUGGUAAGUUUGUAAUUAUAAGUUGUGGCAGUAGAAAAGGUUCCCGGAUUGGAAGGUCAUUGUUUCAUUAUUCGAGCAUUCCUACUUGCUAUUAUCUGAUUAUUUCUAUAAGUGGACAUUCCUAUUUAGGGGACACUCUCUUGGUCCCGAAUCACGGGAAACCAUACAUUUUUGGCUGUAUUUUUAACACUACAGCCAAUCCCUGUUUCGGGACAAGCUUAUUGUCCGAUCAUGAGGUCUUGUGACGGUUAUGUAGUUAAGCCCGUGCCAAGUACGUGUGUGUGUAACCGAUUGUAUUUACCUAUUAAUAUUACAUUAAUAUUAUAAUUGGUAUUCAUUAUUAUUAUUAUUAUUAUUAUUGUUAUUAUUUUUUUUUUAUCAUAGUCGUCAUCGCCAGCCUCAUUUUAACUACAUUAUUACUUCCAUAUAUUACAAGUACUAAAUAAAAUCAAUGCAAUUAUAUUUUGAUAAUUUUUUUCGAUAAUUUAAGCACAAAAAAAUGCAAAUUGAUAUUCUUACUUAUACAAUAGUUGUCAUGUUCUAGGAUGGCAGCAUCAGGAGAUAUUCCUCUAUAAAUAUUUAACGUCGAUCUAUCGGAUUCGGCGGAGCUUUGUUAGCGGUCAAUACCCAUUGUAAUGGCUUGCUGUUAAUGCGUUUAGCUUACUACAGUAUGUAAAAAAGGCACGAGCCGGUAUUUAGUGAAUUUACUGUACUGUCAAAAUGUAUUCAGGUUCAUGUCGUGGAAAGAUCAAUACUAAAAUUGUUGAUUUAGGUUUGCGUUCAUACACAUCAUUAACAUAGUGUUAAUCACAGAAGGAAGAUCUUGUUAGCGCCAUUUCGUUAAAUUCAGAUGUAUAGUAUAGUGUGAAUGCAAGUCGUGUUAAACAAACAUAGACGGAUGUAAAAAAGUAAAAGAAAAACAACCAUCGGGUUGAGUUCGCUAUAGGCUAUAGGCCUAUUUCUAAGAGACUGCGUGGACACUAUAAUCAAGAUCAUUUUCUCCAUGAUACGAUCGAUGAAGGCCUAGUUAUUCCGACUUUCUCCCGAUGUAUACCUGUCCACCGCAAAUCAAGUGGUUAUAAUACGAAGUUAAAAUAAAUGAAUAACGAAUUGUACUAUAAUACACCGCAUCAGGGUGCUUAGGAAUUCGAAUAGAUUUCUAAUGCUGUUAUUGGAUAUAAAAUCAUACGGUAACUAAAAGAAAGGAAGGGAGAUGUAUAGCUGAACACUAAGGACAGUCUGGGACCCAAAUAGUUACCGGUCCAAACUAGGGGCGCUAGGGGUAUCUGCUUUAAAAUUUGUAUGUGUAAUAUUGAGCAUACUAUACAGUGUUAUAUAAGCCUAUAAUAUUUGAUAAGGCUUAGUUAUAAUAUUAUCUCCACUAUAUAUUUUAUACAUUGCUUUUGUUACAUUAUUCAUAUAUAUAUGUAUAUAUAUAUAUAUAUAUAUUUGUGUACGGUAUUUGAAAAAUAAUGAUAACCACAAUGCAAUUAAAUUUUGAAUCAUUUUGUAAUAAUUCAAGAACAGAAAUGCAAAUUGACUAUUUUCAUAUAGGAGAGUGAUACUGUACUAAGUAAGCACAAUGCAAGUAUUUAAGCACAAACAUGUAUGUGUGUUGUUAUCACGUAUUUACCACGCUUUGUGUGGCGACCCUAAACGUAACAUUGUUUAAUGAUUAAUGAAUCUUUAUUUGAACAUUCUUUACAACAUUGUAUCCAUGAGGAAUGAUGAAUAUGAUUUACAAACAAUCAGAACAAAAGUUUGUAUUAGUCUUCUGUAUUGGAGUAGGCCUAUAGGGCUAUUAAAAGCUAAAGCAUAAUAGUUUGCACAACUGUCCUACGUAAUUGUUAUCCCGCCCCCGUGAUCAGCUCUAUUGUAAUAUCAUUGACCUGAACACAAACGAGAUCGUUCUAAUGACGUCACUUCAUUUCAGCAACAUUCAUAUAUGGAAAACAAAUCAUGACUUUGUACAUGAAUUGGAUAACAGAUGCCACAAGAUGUGAAGUCCAGACUUUUUAUAGAUUAAAAACAUUUUCUACUAUAACGCAAUUAUUGAAUAGGCCUCAGUGUAAUAAUAAUAAUAAUAAUAAUAAUCAUCAUAAUCAUAAUAAAUAAUAAUAAAUGAUAAUAAUAAUAUUAAUACUGUAAUAA
Messenger RNA from Anneissia japonica, 8337 nucleotides. Its product is annotated as ATP-binding cassette sub-family C member 9-like. The record is from RefSeq and is a predicted model, not a curated record. Gene Ontology annotation, cellular component: membrane. Gene Ontology annotation, biological process: transmembrane transport. Gene Ontology annotation, molecular function: ATP hydrolysis activity; ATP binding; ABC-type transporter activity. The transcript has 32 exons. NCBI's taxonomy places the organism in Eukaryota, Metazoa, Echinodermata, Crinoidea, Comatulida, Comatulidae. The coding region runs from base 227 to 4984 and encodes 1585 amino acids.